AUGCACGGAUGCAGGCCCGUGAAACCAGCAACUUCAUUUCUUUUCCCUUCUCUACAUGACCUGCAGGUGCACGGCACGGUGGAGGAGCCCAUUCACGCCCUCGCGCGCUCCAAGGCCGCUGCUGCCCCCCUCGCCACCGCCCACGCUGCCGCCAGCCCGCUGUCCUGCCGGGACCGCGACUCGCUCACCCUCGCUGACGUCACCGCGCUCUUCCCCCAGGCCUGCCCUGCUGGAGAAGGCAGGGUGGUGGAGGAACGGGUGGUGGCGGUGGGGGGUGGAGAAGAGGGGGAUGCGGGCAGGGAGGACCGUGAGAGGCUUGCUCUGGCUGCUGCUGCUGCCGCAAAAACACGGAUGCAGAAACGGCCUGAGUGA
Molecule: messenger RNA, 372 nt
Organism: Closterium sp. Naga37s-1
Lineage: Eukaryota; Viridiplantae; Streptophyta; Zygnematophyceae; Desmidiales; Closteriaceae
Source: the annotation of a GenBank genome assembly